AUGGAGAGCUAUGAAUUUGAUGCUUAUCACACGACCUCCAAUGGAAUUCUUGAUGCUUCUACUAGUUCAACUCCUGCUGAUAUGCCAACAGAGGGGCGUUCUACCGAAAGCAUAGAUGGUAGUGGAGAGUUAACAACAAAAGUGGUCAACCAAAAUAUGCAAACCAUUGUUUCGGUUAGGUCUCCUCACUUUACUAAGGAAAAUGAAGGUGAAUUGGGUGAAGAUGGAAUUGAUAGGCAGGAUCUUACUGCUGCAAAUAUUGGCUUUAAUCAGUUGACAAAUCAUGGAGUAUGUCCAUCAUUGAUGAAGAAACUAGAUUGGGCAAUUGAGAAUUUUUAUGGACUUCCCUCAGAAGAGAAAAUGAACUUUGCACCACAAUCGGGAAACAAGGAAGGCUAUGGGCAUCUUGUAAUUGGAGAAGAGGUAAAUUCAGAUCAUGUAGAGAGAUUUUACAUGAAUACAUAUCCGUUAAACGCAAGACAACCACAUCUUAUUCCAAAGAUCCCUGCUUCACUAAGAGAAAGUCUCGAGGUUUAUUUGGUAGAGUUGAAGAAAGUUGUAAUAGACCUUCUAGGGUGUAUAGCAGAAACUUUAGAAAUUGAUAGGGAGGUAAUGCUGAAAAUGUAUGAGAAGGUAAUGCAAUCAGUGAGGAUGAACUACUAUCCACCGUACCCUACACCAAAUCUGGUAAUGGGGCUGGCAGCUCACUCGGUCGGCAGUGCAAUCACCAUAGUUCACCAAGUUGAUGGAGUGGAAGGAUUGGAAGAAGAAAAUAAAAUUCGUGAAGCAAUAAAUGAAGAAAAUGAAGAGAUUAUUCCAGAAAGAACAACAACCAUGCCAUUAACCAAUGAGUCCUUUCAGAAUGCUCUACAUGAUCAUAUACCUCAGUGGUGUGCAGGAAGCAUUAGCAUAAUCACAAUAGAGGAAGGCAAUGAACAAAGAAAUAGAGGCCUUGCAGAAAAAUCAAACUUGGGAACUAGUCUCACUACCUGA
Capsicum annuum is the source of this 993-nucleotide messenger RNA. RefSeq names its product protein SRG1-like. Lineage: Eukaryota; Viridiplantae; Streptophyta; Magnoliopsida; Solanales; Solanaceae. The transcript has 6 exons. Bases 1 to 993 code for a protein of 330 amino acids. The record is from RefSeq and is a predicted model, not a curated record.